Molecule: messenger RNA, 5259 nt
Organism: Cimex lectularius (bed bug)
Lineage: Eukaryota; Metazoa; Arthropoda; Insecta; Hemiptera; Cimicidae
Gene: Top2
Product: DNA topoisomerase 2
Exons: 25
Coding region: 262-4854 (1530 amino acids)
Biological process (GO): resolution of meiotic recombination intermediates; DNA topological change; sister chromatid segregation
Cellular component (GO): nucleus
Molecular function (GO): ATP binding; DNA topoisomerase type II (double strand cut, ATP-hydrolyzing) activity; DNA binding
Source: RefSeq, a predicted model, not a curated record
UAUAAUUAAAAAAAGGUCCAGUCGAAUUUUUCAGUAUUGCCUAUUUCCUCAUCGGUGAUUUUUAAAUUGGCAAAAAUUAAUUUUCCACCGGAAUUCGCGGCCGUCAAAAGCGUGACCUGAUUGGCGGGAGAGUUGAUCUGCGCACAGGGGUCCAUUUCGAGUUUCGGCGUCGAUCCGGCUUCACUACACCAUCAGUCGACCUUCGAGAAAUUACCCGCGCCUUCUUGGUUCCCAACUUGCGACCGGACGUAGGUUUUCAUAAUGAGUACCGAAGAUGGAGUAGAGGCAAUGGACACAGCACCACCGCCUGUGUCCAAGACGGCCAAAAAGGCGGCGUUAACCGUCGAGAAGAUGUACCAGAAGAAGUCACAACUGGAACACAUUCUUCUCAGGCCUGAUACUUACAUAGGUUCUGUUGAGCCGGUGACAGAGCUGAUGUGGGUUUAUGACAAAGAACAGGAGAUGAUGGUUCAGAGGGAGAUAACAUACGUGCCGGGUCUGUAUAAAAUAUUCGAUGAAAUAUUGGUUAAUGCCGCUGACAACAAGCAAAGAGAUCCAAGCAUGAACUGCAUAAGAAUCAAUAUUGACCCAGAAGAAAAUUUGAUUACUAUUUGGAAUAAUGGUAAAGGGAUACCAGUUGUCGAACACAAAGAUGAGAAAAUGUAUGUUCCGACUAUGAUUUUCGGCCAUUUGCUCACUUCAUCAAACUAUAAUGACGAAGAAGAAAAAGUGACAGGAGGCAGGAACGGCUACGGUGCCAAACUGUGCAACAUAUUCAGUAAAAAGUUCACUGUGCAGACUUCUUCGAAGCAGUACAGGAAGGCGUUCAAACAGACCUGGUUGGACAACAUGGGCACGGCUCAGGAGGUCAAGAUCAAACAGUCGUCCGAAGAAGACUACACCAAGGUCAGCUUCAGCCCGGACCUGAGCAAAUUCAAAAUGGAAAAACUCGACAAGGAUAUUAUCGAUCUCAUGUCCCGAAGGGCUUUUGACGUCGCAGCUUCUACCAGGGGUGUUAAGGUGUUUUUAAAUGAUGUCAAACUUCCUAUCAAAAAUUUUAAAGAUUAUAUAGAUUUGUAUAUUAAAAACAAAGAUGAUGAUAUGGGCAACCAGCUGAAGGUUGUUUAUGAGAAUGUUAACGACAGGUGGGAAGUGGCAUUGACAACAUCCGAAAAGGGCUUCCAGCAGGUUUCUUUUGUUAACAGUAUAGCUACAACUAAGGGUGGUCGUCAUGUCGACUACAUUGCAGAAUCUAUUACGAAGCAGCUCAUCGAGAUGAUAAAAAAGAAAAACAAAGGCGGCAUGCAGAUCAAACCGUUCCAAGUGAAGUCGCACAUGUGGCUUUUUGUAAAUUGUCUCAUCGUAAAUCCAACAUUCGAUUCGCAGACGAAAGAACACAUGACACUGCAAGCUAAAAACUUUGGGUCAAAGUGCGUCAUUUCCGAAAAAUUUAUGAAUCAGGUCGGAAAAAGUGGAUUGGUUGAACAGGUCUUAACUUGGGCUAAAUUUAAAGCUCAAACAAUACUUGAGAAAGCUGCUGGUGGGAAGAAGAAAAAUAAGCUGAAAGACGUGCCGAAACUUGAUGAUGCUAAUGAUGCCGGGACAAAACAUUCCCUCUCUUGCACUUUGAUCUUGACAGAGGGAGAUUCAGCCAAAGCGUUGGCUGUGUCAGGGCUUAGCGUCGUUGGCCGAGACAAAUACGGUGUUUUCCCAUUGCGUGGUAAACUCCUGAAUGUCCGGGAGGCUUCUCACAAACAAAUUCUGGAGAAUGCAGAAAUUAACAAUAUAAUCAAGAUAAUGGGAUUACAGUACAAAAAGAAAUACGAGACAAGAGAAGAUAUGGAGACGCUGAGAUACGGGAAGAUCAUGAUCAUGACAGAUCAGGAUCAGGAUGGGUCUCAUAUCAAAGGACUUAUCGUCAAUUUCAUACAUUAUAAUUGGCCGUCGCUUAUUAAAAUGCCGUUCCUUGAGGUGUUUAUCACGCCUAUAAUCAAAGCGACCAAACGAAACGAAGAAAUCAGCUUUUAUUCUAUACCAGAAUUUGACGAAUGGAAGGCGGAAAUAAACAAUUUGUCUUCAUACAAAAUCAAAUACUACAAAGGUUUGGGAACCUCGACUUCAAAAGAGGCGAAGGAAUAUUUUAGCAAUAUGGAAAAGCAUAGAAUAACCUUUAAAUACAGUGGACCAGAAUGUGAUCAAAGUAUUAUAAUGGCUUUCAGUAAAAAAGCAGUUGAACAGAGAAAGGAAUGGUUAACUAAUUGGAUGACAGAAAGAAAAAGGAGGAAGGAAUUAGGCAUGCCUGAAGAGUACCUGUAUAUGAAGGACACAAAAUCAAUCACAUUCAAAGACUUCAUAAACAAAGAAUUAGUCUUGUUUUCCAACAUGGACAACGAGAGGUCAAUUCCGAAUGUGUUAGACGGGCUGAAACCAGGUUCGAGGAAGGUCGUUUUCACCUGCCUGAAGAGGAAUGACAAAAGGGAAAUCAAAGUCGCCCAACUUGCCGGUUCGGUCGCCGAGCAUUCUGCCUAUCACCACGGUGAAACAUCCCUCAUGUCAACAAUCAUCAACCUCGCACAAAACUACGUCGGUACAAACAACAUCAACAUUCUUCAACCUAUCGGUCAAUUCGGUACGAGAUUGGCUGGCGGCAAGGACGCCGCUAGCCCUAGGUAUAUCUUCACAAUGCUUAGCCCCUUAGCCAGGUUGAUCUUCCAUCCAGAUGAUGAGCCGCUUCUUAAAUAUCAAAAAGACGACAAUCAGAAAAUUGAACCCGUAUGGUAUAUACCUGUUAUACCGAUGGUCCUUGUCAACGGUGCUGAUGGUAUCGGAACCGGCUGGAUGACAAAAAUACCAAACUAUAAUCCUAGGGAUAUUAUAGAAAACUUAAGAAAUAUGAUCAAUAAUCUAGAACCAUCAAUUCCUCUUAAACCGUGGUUUAAAAAUUUCAAAGGCGAAAUUGAAUCUCUCCCCGGUAACAAAUUUGUCAUUUCUGGUGAAGUUGGAAUCUUAGACGAAGGUGACAAGAUUGAAAUAUCCGAGUUGCCAAUUGGUGUAUGGACAAACUCUUAUAAAGAAACGGUGCUCGUUCCCAUGUUCCAAGGAUCCGAGAAAACGCCUGCGGCAAUAACGGAUUUCAAGGAAUACCACACGGAUACAGUGGUCAAAUUUAUUGUGACGAUGACUCGUGAUAAAUUUAUCAGCUCCGAUAAAGAUGGCUUCCAUAAAGUUUUCAAACUUCAAAACACUAUUAGCCUCAGUUCUAUGUGUGCGUUCGAUCGUGACGGCUGUUUGAAACGGUACGAUUCCGUGAUCGACAUCAUGAAGGAAUAUUUUGAAACUCGUUUGGAGUACUACAGUAAGAGAAAAGCUUAUCUCGAAGGCAUGUUGCAAGCAGAAGCGGACAAAUUGUCAAAUCAAGCGAGAUUUAUCGUUGAAAAGUGUGAUGGCAGGGUUAAAGUUGAGAACUUGAAACGCGCCAAGAUCAUUGAGGAGCUCAAAAACAAAGGUUAUCGUUCAGAUCCCAUUAAAGCUUGGAAAAAACUACAGAUUGAAAGUGGAAAUACAGAAGAAGAAGAUGAGCCAACUGAAGAAAAGGAAGCCGAGCCAACAGUUGAAGGGAUGGACUAUGACUACCUGCUUGGCAUGUCCAUGUGGACGUUGACGCUUGAAAGGAAAGAGGACCUGAUUAAUAAAAAGAAUAUCAAGGUUGCUGAACUUGAGGAGCUGAGGCUCAAAACGCCGGCUGACAUCUGGGAAUAUGAUUUGAACGAACUCUUGAAGAAGUUGACAGAAGUUGAAGAAAAGGAGAGGCAGGAAGAAGCCGCUUCAAACCUCCAAACCACAAAAGGGGCCGCCAAAGGCAAAGGGGGAAAGAAAAAAGUGUUGAUGGACAUUAUCCCGUCCGCUGCUUCUACGAGGGUAAAACCUUUGAUCGACCAGGAAAUGAUUAAGAAGGCCGAAACUGCCAACAGGCUCAAGGAGAAAAAACUCAAAGGACCAUCUAAAAAAGGAGAUGCGGGUGAAGAAGGCGAGAAGGACCAGUUUGAUCUCUUGGAAGAGGGUGUUCAAAAAACCCUUUCCCAGAGGCUUGGUAAUUCGCCCAUGAUGAUUGAGAAAAAAGCAAGGAAGAAACAACUGAAACAGACCAAGUUAAACCUAGAAAAGAAAAGCCCAAAGAAGAAAAGAAAUCCUUGGACAGAUUCAGAAGAUGAUGAUGAUAACUUCAACUCCGAUGAUUCAGGACCUAGUCGUGCUGUCAGCAUACCAAGUAGAAAUGUGCCAAGGAGAAGUACCGCAUCAGCUAUCAAAUUUACAUUCGAUUCUGAGGACAGUGAUUCCUCUGCUGGUUUUGUUUCUGUUAAUAAGAAAAAUGGAAAUGACUUCAGUUCAGAUGAAGAAAUUCCUAAAUCGAAAAGCACAAAUAGUAUUCCCAAAGUUGAUACCCCUCCAAAAGCAUCUUCAGAUGGUGGCAAGAGUGAUGAUGAUGACGAUGAUCUAAACUUAAAGAGAAAGGAUGAGCCUGCGGUAGAUUCUGACAAAUUGUUUGAUUCUCUUCUUGGUUCAGGCUCUGAACAGAAGACGGAAGUUCAACCAAAGUCUAAACCAGCAGCUAAAGCGACAAAACCAAAGGCACCGAAGAAAGCACCGGCUGUGAAGAAAACGGUCAAGAGGCCCAAAAAGAAAGCCUUAUCUGAUUCAAGUGACAGCGAAGACAUGUUUUCCGAUAAGACGAAGAAGAAAAAGCCUGAUGAAGAAAGUGAAAAUGAGGCAACUGCACUUUCUCGUCAAAGUACGAAUAAGAGGGCAAGGAAAGCAGUGACUUACACCUUCGGUGACGAUGAACUUUCGUCAUAAGUUGAAUUUUGUUAUUUUCAAUUUAAACCAGUUGAGUUUACGAAUCUUAACAGAUUAAGAUACACGUGUAUUUUAAUACGCCCUCAAGUGUUUACUUGAAACAAAUCCUAAAUGACGUUUUAAAUUAUUUUUAUCUUAAAUAUAAUUUUACUUAUUGGUUACUGAUUUUUUUUUUUUUUUUUACUUUUAAGAUUUUUGUGUUAUGUUUGUAUUAUUUGCAUAAUUUUGGCAACCUGAGCUCCUUACCCCUUCUCUUGAAAGGAACAUACGUCAAUUUUCAUUUAAACUCAUUAGGAAAAGAAUUGAAAUAAUCUGUUAGACUUAAUCUGUUGUUGAUUUGUUCUGAAAUUGAUAAAUUAUUAAAUACAUUUACUUAUUAUUAUAACAUUUUUUUAGAUUGGAUAU